Messenger RNA from Ipomoea nil (Japanese morning glory), 1521 nucleotides. RefSeq lists its product as uncharacterized. Bases 1 to 1521 code for a protein of 506 amino acids. The record is from RefSeq and is a predicted model, not a curated record. Lineage: Eukaryota; Viridiplantae; Streptophyta; Magnoliopsida; Solanales; Convolvulaceae. Gene Ontology annotation, molecular function: RNA-DNA hybrid ribonuclease activity; nucleic acid binding. The transcript has a single exon.
AUGGGGUUUAGGCGUGUGAGAGAUAUGAAUCUAGCCAUGUUGGGAAAACAAGGAUGGAAAUUUUUAAGUAACCCAGAAGCUCUAGUGACACGGGUGUUCAAGGCUCGUUACUUCCCAAAGUGCUCUUUCAUUGAUGCGGGGAAAGGAUCAAAUCCGUCCUUCGUAUGGUCUAGUAUUAGGGAAUCUCAAGGCUUGUUACGAAAGGGUACACGUUGGAGGAUAGGAGACGGUAAUACGGUGAAAGUAUGGGGUGAUCCUUGGCUCCCAAAUUCCCAAAACCCUUUUGUCAUGACCACUGAAAUGGCUUAUUUCAAUGCCCCUACUGUUAGCUCUCUGUUAUGUGUUGAUGAAAAGCGUUGGGAUACUGAACUGAUAAGGGACAUUUUUUAUCAACGUGAUGCCCAAUUAAUCUUGAAUUUGCCACUGUCUUAUGCUUAUACCCCAGAUAUGAUGUAUUGGGAAGGGGAGAGCAAUGGGAUAUACUCUGUAAGAAGUGCCUAUAAGCUAGAAUUUGGAAAUCUGGAACAGGACUGUCAGUGGCCAUGGACUGUUGUUUGGAACUUCGACAUACCACAAAAAAUUAAAUGUUUCUUUUGGACCAUGUGUAAGCUAAAGUUACCAACUAAAGAUGCGUUGCUUGUUAAACAGGUAGCUUGCAACCCUAUAUGCCCUCUGUGUGGAGAUAUGGCAGAGACAGCGGUUCAUCUCUUCGCGGAAUGUAGUUUUGCCCAUCUAUGCUGGCAAGAACUGGAAACUGGAUGGCCUAUGGAAUCGGCUAGAUCGAUUCCGCUAUGGAUUGAGAAGAUUUGGAAAGCUUUACCGACUAAUAUGGUUGAAAAGGUGGUGAUUAUUUGCUGGGCUAUAUGGGAGAAUCGCAACCAAAUGGUUUGGAAAGCACAAGGCAUGGAUCCUAGAACUAUGGUGCGUAUUGCUCUAGCUUAUGUGACUGACUGGAAAUCUGCCCAACAGGGUUAUUCUACUGCUAUGGUGAAUCCUACCCCCAUUCAAACGCCGAGUACCACUUGGUCCCCUCCCUUGUCAGAUUACUGUAAAUUGAAUAUUGAUGUUGCAAUGGACUUUGGACGGAGCAGGAUGGGGUUUGGUUGGAUUUUACGUGACUCGGAGGGCAUUGUAAAGGGGGCAGCAAUGUCUAUGAUGGUAGGCAUAUAUUCGGUCAAGGAGGCUGAAGCUAUUGGAGCUCGUGAAGCUUUGAGUUGGAUCAAAAAGAAAGGGUGGUCUCAUGUUAUUUUAGAGACCGACGCCGAAGUAGUGACGAAAGCCGUGCAUGAAAGACAGAAUCAUACCCCUUUUGGAGCUAUUAUGAAUGACAUUCGCACACUGCUGCUGCUUCUUCCAUAUGUUAGCUUUAUUUUUGCAAAGAGAGAUGCAAACCUUCCAGCCCACUUUCUUGCAAAGUUUGCUUUAUGUAAUUCUGUAGAGGGGGUGAUUGAAUUCUUAGACUCUAUUCCUUUUUGUAUUUCCCCCCAUGUCUCUGCUGACUUUUCUGGUUUAAUCAAUUAA